AAUUUACCUCUCCACCCUCUCCUUCAAUAUUCAUCACCUCCUUCCCUAGCCACUCUUAUAAGCGAGAUCUACAUGUGCCUAUGCGUUUUUCUCUCUCUUCUUUUUAUAGAAAAACCUUUUUCCUCGAUUGAAAGAAAGAAAGAAAGACAAGCUACGAAAAGAUUUUUGGCUUCCAUUGCAGACCAGGGAUUCGAUCCAAAGAUAUGCUUCUCCUUUUUUUCCAAAAGGGGUGUUUCAUGUUUGUUUAGUGUUUCUUAUUAUUAUUAUUUCCCACUCACAACAAUUUCAUUCAUCAUCAUCAUGGCUUCUUCAUAACAACCUUCACCACAAAGGUUAUAUUAAGGCCCUCUCAUAACCUUUGUUUUUUUUUCUUCUCUUUUUAAUUCCCCUCACCACUACUUUUUUUUUCCCUCUUUGUUCCACACUUUUGCUUAAUUUGCAAGCUAUGGAUUCUGGCAAUAGUGGAAGUAUCUCUUCAAGUGGUGAUGAAGAAUACGAUUCACGAGCUGAUCACACAGUACUACUCCCUUCAACUUUCAUCAAUAACCACCACCAUCACCACCCUUCCCAAUUUGGCUCCAUCUCACAACACCCUCUUGUUUCUUCUUCUCAUUACCAACAACACCAACACCAACCUCAUCAUCCUUCUUUGUUUGAUCUAUCUUCAAGCUAUCUCCACGCCCUCUCUCAACCAAACCAAUCAACAAAUCCAAACUCCUUCCUCAACUUGGACACCGCCACGUCGUCGACACUACCUCGAAGAUCUGAACCCGAUUGCACCAUUAAUGUUACCUCAUCACCACCACCACCACCAACAAAGACAACAAACAUAAACCAAUGUUUGUUGGGUUGUCAAGUAGGUCUCAACACGGACAAUGCAAGACCAAAUACAAUCCUACUCGAGUCAGGUAGAACCAGUAACGUUGGUCGCAACUCGAAGAAGCGAACCAGGGCUUCGAGGAGGGCACCAACCACCGUUCUCACCACCGACACUUCGAAUUUUAGAGCCAUGGUUCAAGAGUUCACCGGAAUCCCUGCACCGCCGUUCUCAGCUUCUUCCUCGUACUCUCGAAGGCUUGAUCUUUUCACUGGCUCGUCCUCCUUAAGAAGCUCCUCUCACUUAGACACAACAACGGGUACUCCUUUCUACCCUUUGCAUCCUUCACCACAAAAGGUACUUCAUCAUCAUUAUCAUCAUCAACAACAUCAUCAAAACCCAUUGCUUUUAUCUUCCUCAUCAUCACCUUAUAGUAACAUGGUUGAUGCUAUAGCUUCCACUACCACCACCAACAAUUCUUCAUCUAAUAACAACAACAACCCAAUUAACUUCCAACAACAACAACUUCCUCCUGAUUUUGGUUUACCCUAUCAUCAUAAUAACCCACAAAACAUCAUGUUAAGCAUGCAAAACCACCCUACUCUUGCAUUUCACCCUCCACCACAACCUCUUCCCCCUUUUGGGUUCAGUACAAAGUUACCAUCAAUUGAGGAUCUGGGUAUGAGCCAUGGCCAAGUCAAUAAUAAUAAUCCAAAUUUUGUUUCAAGUGGGCAUGUAACUUCUGAAGGGGUGGCACUGAGGAGUGUGAACAGUGAUGGAGGAGGAGCAAGAGAUGUUUCGUUAAGGUCAUUGGAUGGUGGUAGCUGCAAGUUGAACUUUUCUGUGGCUUCUGCGUCCACUAGCUUGAACCAUGAUAAGAGCACCUUACAAAAUAUUAAUAAUAAUGAUAAUAACAACGCUACUACUAGAGGGGAAAGUACCGUGGAUUCCUGGAUUUGUUCUUCUGAUCGAAUAGACUAAACCCGGUACAGAAACUUGUUAUCAUUACAUGGUAGAAUACGAUGCUGCAAUGAAUUAAGAUCGUGAUCAUGAUGAUGUUGAUCAUAGUGGGUGUUGGUGGUUAGAAUUUGCAGCCAACACCUUUCUUCUUUUCUUUUCCUUUCUUUUUUUCCCCUCCUUUCUUCUUUUUCUCUUCCUUUUUUUUUAUUUUAAAUAUUUUGAUAUUGUCAUAAAAAUUAAGUAGCCGCCGGUUUGAGAGAUUAAUUUAAUCAUGCAUGAUAUGUGUAAAUUAAAUAUAUACUUCCUUUGAUAUAUACAAUCGAUGAUGACCAAAUGAUGUUUAAUAUUAUUGCAGAAAUAGUAUAAUGCUAGUUCUAGCAUAUGAUUGUACGUUGAUUAGUGUUUU
This is a messenger RNA of Glycine soja, 2183 nucleotides long. Its product is annotated as transcription factor MYB120-like. The coding region runs from base 446 to 1798 and encodes 450 amino acids. NCBI's taxonomy places the organism in Eukaryota, Viridiplantae, Streptophyta, Magnoliopsida, Fabales, Fabaceae. The transcript has a single exon. The record is from RefSeq and is a predicted model, not a curated record.